This is a messenger RNA of Aaosphaeria arxii CBS 175.79, 3510 nucleotides long. Its product is annotated as ankyrin. The transcript has a single exon. NCBI's taxonomy places the organism in Eukaryota, Fungi, Ascomycota, Dothideomycetes, Pleosporales. The record is from RefSeq and is a predicted model, not a curated record. Gene Ontology annotation, molecular function: protein binding. The coding region runs from base 1 to 3510 and encodes 1169 amino acids.
AUGACCAGUAAUGGCGAUGCUAGCUUGAACCCUUCAGACCAGGCAACUGUCGCUGCUGGAGCUCCAACCCAUCGUGCCGCCUCCCCCGCCACUCAAAACACGGCGCCUCCCGCCUCCCUCAGAGAUGGGCAACCAUCACCUCGCCCCUCUCGGAACGGCGAGAACACCCAGGACGACGCCCAGAACGAGUCCGAGGCCGAGACAGUCGUGUUGGACGAUGCCAAGGACAGUACCUCGAAGGAGAAGAAGGUGAUCAAGAUGGAACGUGACGAUGACGACGAUGAUGAUAACGCAGCCAAGUUACGGUCCAUCAAAGAGUCCUCACGGACGCGCACGCGCACGCGUUCACCCAUUGCCAAUGGACGGAGGCACUCGGUAUCAGACGCGAAGGAGCUGAAGGAGGUGAAGCUGAAUGGGGCCCGCCGUGGCUCUGAUCCCGAUGGAAAGAGCCCACCUCCAACUUCACCUGGCAACCGAACCCACUCACGCCACGCCAAAGACGCGAGCCCCGACGACUCGGUGAAAUCACCCGUGCUUCCCACGACAUCACCUACGCAACACGCCACCCGUGGCCGAAGCUCAUCAAUAACGGAAUCACGAAAACGCAAACUGCGCGACGAGUCGCACACGAAAUCGCUGGAGCCGUUGCGACAGAAGGCCAAAACCGAAGGAUUGAAAGAGUUGCGCACGCAACCCAACUCUCCUGCCACCCCCGGUGUUGGAAGACCCCACAAGCGCUCGCAGUCUACGCAAUCUGCCGUGCAAGGAGUGCCAGGCCGCAAACGCAAAGAAGUCACGGCUCUCACGCUGCCCCCAGAGCGGAGAAACUAUUCCGAUUCCAGCUCGGAACACUCCUCUUCACCCCAUCCAGCGCAUACCCCACAUCUGCUGCAUAACAGGGUCAAACGGUCUUCACAUCGCGCAUUGACGUCGCCGGCGCGCGCUAUGACACACAAGCGCAACGUUGACAAGUUUGGCGCGACGCGGCUGGCGAGAGAGAGCGAAAAGGGCGACCUGGACCAAGUCAUUGCAGCCUACAAUGCAGCGUCUGAAGAGCUGGACCAAGAAGAUUUCGCGGGAAUCGCUCCUCUUCAAAAGGCCGCCCUACAUGGCUGGGCCGACGUCGUCGAAUUUCUCAUUAAGAAGGGCUGUCGAACUGACUGCGAAUCCAAUGACCGGGAUACCCCUCUGAUCGAUGCUGUUGAGAAUGGGCACCUGGAUGUUGUCAAGCUUUUACUCCAUAAAGGUCACGUCAAUCCGCACCACCAGAACAAGAAAGGCCAAAGAGCCAUUGAUGUAUUGGAUCCCGACGAAGACGAUGCUACUGAGAUCGAGGCGGAGCUCAGGGCUGCGAUGCGGCGGCAAACCGAUACGGCAAAGAAGGAGGAAGACACCACUCCAGGCUUUGCGCAACAGAAAUCCGCGUCGAGACUUCUCUACAAUGAAUACAACCUAGAGACUCUUAUUGAGAAGUCAGGCGACGGUGAUAUGGCCGCGGUUGGCGAGCUUCUCAACAGCAACAUUAGACCGAAUAUUGCCUGUGGUGUGGCUGCUUCGAGGGGUGGCUACGAUGAAGUGCUCAGCAUCCUUCUCGCAAGCGGACUGAAGCCUGAUCCUGAUCCGUCAAAACAUACAGACACACCCAUGCUCGUCGCCAUCGGUAGAGGACAUAUGAAAGUCAUCCAGCUAUUACUGAACCAGGACCUUUUCAAUCCUACCAGGCGCAAUCGCGAUGGCAAGACCUAUUACGAAAUCUCCGAGGAACGCCGUGGACCGAAAUGGGAGUUGGAGAGGGAUCUCUUAAAGGACGCCUACGACACGUACUCGAAAACACAUAAAAGCCCUAAGAGGGUGAAGAAGGAGGCGCCUAACGCAGCUGCCGUUCGUGCCAAGAAGAGGUCCUCACCAAGUCGCCGGGAGCCGUCAUCUUCGCCCCGGCCAGAAGCAAAGCGUGCUCUGACGAACAAGUCCUCUGCGGGCCUCCAGAAAUCAAGACGGCUAAUGUCUGGGAAGGAAAUAGCGAGUCGUGAUGUUAAGCGACGGAGGAGAGUGGUUUCUGACGAAUCCUCCGAUGAAGACUCUGAUGCCGAUGUCAGACCACCGAAGAAGGCCCAUGCAAAGCCCCGCUCGUACAGCGAAGGAGAAGAAAACAAGCAAAUUAAAAGGGCAAUCAAAGAGAGCUUGGACAGCCAUACCGCGCCGAAGCGUGCUGCGCGUGCUGGCUCUGCCGAUAGUGAGGACGGUGCACAUCCUCCGCAAAAGCGCGGGCCAAAGAUUCGGACCAAGGUCACCAAUUCUAAGCCUACUCCUACGCCCGAAGUCGAAUCUCCGGAUGAACGGAAACCUGUCAAGAACAAGAUAAAGUCACGUAUACUGGAGGAGAAGAUCAAGAAGCGUCGUGCAUCCGACGUGUCCAUCGAUGAAACCAAGGUUAAAAGGACUCCUACUGCUUCUUCCAAAUCUACGCCUGCCCCACCGGAGAAAGCCGCUACGCCUGAUAUUGUUCGCGAACGUCGCCUGGAACAGGAAAAGCAAGCUGCUGCUGCCGCCGAAGCUGAAGCCGAAGCUGAGGCAAAAAGAAAAGCUGCCGAAGCGGAGUCAAAGAAACGUGAAGAAGAGGAACAGGCUGCCCGCAAAGCUGCCCGUAAAGCUGCUGAGGAGGAGGAAGCUCGGAGGAAGGCAGAGGCUGAAGCUGCAGCUGAAGCAGAAGCGAAACGGUUAGCUGAGAAAGCAAAGGCGGAAGCGGAGGCGGAGGCAGCUCGCAAACGAGAAGAAGAGAAGGAGAAACAGCGCCAGGAGGCAGAGGAGGAGGCCAAACGACAGGAAAUGUUGGCAGCACGGAGAGACCGGAUCUCGAAGCUGCCACGAGCGCUCAGGCGCGCCUGCGAGCUCGGAAGUAAUAGACCAUUGCAUUUCUCUGGAGAGGAAUUAGGCAUAUCCGCUGUCUUCUUACCUUUGUUUUAUGCUACCUCCAAGGACGUCAAACCUCAUGAGCACCAGAACGCUGUCUCUAAAUCCUACGUCAUGUCCUUCCAGGCUGUUGGCAUUCUUGGACUCCCUGAGCUGGAUCUUGCUCAUUUGGAUGCUCCUUACUCUGAAUGGGAACGAAUUCCAGUAACUCGUGAUCAACGAGAGCUGCUCCUCCGCCAGUAUGACGUGGCUCUCCUGGCUCAGGACUACCGUUUCCCAAUGGCAGGGCCCGACUUCGAUUUCGCCCAGAUCCAGGAUCGUGUCAAGGAAGCUCGCCAACAGUUCCUUGAUCUCGAGGGCCUCUACUGGAUCGAGGACUCGGUACUUCCACCAGAAGUUGAUAAGGUUGAUAUUCUCAGACCACUCCUGGCAGACGUGAAGGACCCUCAGCGGCGAAGGCAGAUUCACCUUUGUGAGCUCGUGAACGAAUCCGCACCCGAGAAGAAACGAAAGCCGAGAAAGAGCUUCAUGGAUGCCGUCCUGGGCCAGAGCUCUACGAAUGGCAUCGCUGAUUCCACGAAGAUAAACGGCGGCGGAUGA